AUGUCUUCCUCGCAAAUACCGGGAAACACUGCUGCUCGUGACUCGGGCAUCGAGUCCCCUGGCAGAACGGCUGUGCUCCGCGAGAAACUCCAGUUGAUCGCCCAGGAGAGCAAGCCCCGUCUGGGUCUGUCGGCGACAGAACUCAGCCAGAAUUGUCCUACCGUCGAUACAUUCUUCGACGAGGUCGCGACGGAAAGACUCCGUCGUAUGCCUCGCAAUGGCAGUCGGCUUGAUGGUGUCCUCCGGAGAGCUUCGCGACUUGCCUUUGCUGUUGGUUCGCUGCGGGAUGCCGUCGGUGGUAUCCUAGUCGGCAUUGAGACAGCUACCACGCUUAUCUGGGGAAGUUGUCUACUCCUGUUGCAGAGUGGAAUCGACAAUGUCGAACUCUUGGACAGUGUCUUUGGCCGAUACGGCCGUGUGACCAUGGGCAUUUCGGUCCUGCUGCAGCAUGAGCCAUUCUUCAUGGAAUCCACUCAGAUCCAGUCGAAGAUCGGAAUGAUCUACGCUGAUCUCCUCGAGCUGGUCUGUCACGUUACGAUGGAAUACAUCGAAGGGCUUAGAGGAAAGGACAACCAAACCAUGAAACACAACAUUGACGAGGCCUUCUUCGUCUACUUCAACCGCUUCAAUGCGAACUGGCGGAGUAUCUCGGAGAUGGCCCUCGCCAGUGUUAGCAAGGGUACCUUCCAAGAGGAAAGUGCCAUUGAUAUUCCUGCCAUCUACGAGUUCAUCGGGCUGCAGGAUCGUGCUCUGCAGAUGAUUCUCGAGGGAAGCACCCAUACCCUGGCCGAUGGGUCUUUUGAAUGGUUCGAUACUCACCUCAACAACUUUGUCAUGGGUGAACAUGACUUGAUGGCCAUCACCGGCGGUCCGGGCAGUGGCAAGAGUGCCCUCGCCCAGUGGACUGUCGAGCGUCUGCAGACCUCUCCUGAGCAUGAUGUCUGGAAUGUCAUCCAGUACACUAUCCGAGGUGACGUCCCCAUCACCGCCCUCAGCUUGAGUAUCCUCAAGGGCAUGCUUCACCAGAUUCUCGACCGAUCGGUCAGCAACUUCAAAAUACAAGAGGCUAUCCUCACUUCUCUUACCGAAGCUGCCGAACUCGCCUCCAUCGGUGCUACCGAUAUGGAGGUCGAGGAAGUCCUCUGGUCGGCAAUGGAGACCGCCGUGCACUCCAACUUGCACUUCUUGCUCAUCAUCGAUGGUCUGGAGCGAGUGAAGAGCAGCGAUGAUGCCCCCGCUAAAUUCUACGAUCGCCUCCAGCACGUCGUCGCUGGAACAGACAAUCCGUCCAAGUUGAUUCUCUUCACUCGCAGAUUCCCCGCAAAGACCAAGCUGCACAGCGCGCAGUUGCUUUCGAUGGAUGCAAACCAGACGCAUGAGGACAUGGUUGGUGCCGUCAAGGACGCCAUGUCCUAUCACGCCCAGUACCGGGAUAUUGAGAAGGAACAUCUCGAUACCAUGGCUGAAGAGAUUGUCAAUCGCGCCCAGGGCUCGUUUGUCUGGGCUCAGCAGGUUGUCGAAUUUGUCGCUCGGCAGAAGACACUCGCUGAUAUGGUGAGAGCAGCGAAGCAUGUUCCCGAAUCUCUUGGUGCUCUGGUAGAUCACCAUCUGCAUGAUAUGGAUCUCGAGCAAGCCGACACUCGUGCUUUGCUGGGCUGGAUGGCUGCCGCUGAACGUCCUCUGUUGAUCAAGGAAGUGCAGCAACUUCUCAGUGUCGAUCCCACGACUCCAUCAAUGGUCUUCCGACUUUCCAGUCCCCAGCAGGAUCUCUUCCGUCCCAUGAGUGCUCUCAUCAAGGUCCGAGACGGUUUUGUCGCGUUCAAACACCCUAUCAUCCGUCACCACAUCCGUGAGCGGGCCGAGGCAGUGACAGAACAAACCGACACGGGCAAAUUCCCCUUCAGUCUCAAGGAAGCCAACUACGACUUGUUGAUCCGAUCUAUCGCUUGGGUCAAGCUCACUGUCAAGAAAGACUUUCCCAUUUCUUUCAACAAGCUGAAUGCCGAGGACCGAGAAAGCCUGUUCGACUCGCAUGUUCUCAUGGAGUAUACUUCUCGCUACUGGUUCUCGCACUUGCUCUCAUCCUCGAUGGCUACGAAGAACGGUACAUUCGUCUUCACCAAGACGUUUGAAAAGGCCGUGCCGGAUUCCGUGCUCUUCUCCCAGAUCGAGCUCACCAGUCGGGAAUCCCAAUUCAGCCGAUCCAGCAUCUUGGAGCUCUACCGUCUUUCUGCUGAUGUUCGACGGGCGGUUCUGGGCGAAAGAGCCAAGGCGACACUGCAGAGUCUGAUCUAUAUCGCUCGUGCUGCACACAUGGCUAGAGUCACCUAUGCCAACGACCAUGUGUACGAGGCGUGGACGACUAGCAAGGCACUCAUGGGCCCUGCGAAUGGAACUUCCAUCGCUCUGGCUGAACUACUCGCCACGACUCCCAUACACGAAGGACGCUUCGAUCAGACUGCCAAGCGCCGUGGAGAGGCACUGGAGACUCUCACCUCCAUGGACUGGGAAAAGAGCCCGAUUUCCUUCAACCAGUCGCUGGGUUACCUCGCUCUGCUUGUGCCGAUGUACAAGGCCAACGACAGAACUCAGCCAGCCUACGAAAUGACCAAACAGUUCUACCAGCGUUCUGUCCAGAAAUACGGUGCUCAUUCCACCCAGUCCGUGCAGGCUGCCGAUUUCCUCACGCAGAACUUUGACAUUAGUGAGACGGACGACAUGUCGCUUGAGCUGGCCCGAAGCAAGUACGAGAAUAUGGUGCGUACGUUGAGCGCUACGGAUGAACGUCGCAUUUCGUACACGCUGUACAUGGCGCGUCUGUACGAGGACCGGAACCAGCCCAAGAACGCCGAACAUGUUCUGUCGAGUCUGUGGGCGGGUCUGUCGUCGCGUGAGGCCGAGUCGACCUCAACCUGGGAUAAGAAGACCAAGGUCGCUCUGGUGUACUACCAGUUCUUGCGACGAUACGAACGUUCUGAGGAGGCCGAGGUUAUUGUCCGUGACCUCUCAUCUGAUAUUGAGGGCAAUGGUGUCCACUCGCCUGACAUGGUGCAGCGGGCGCAGCUGCUCCGCAACGAAGCCAGGGAGAUGGGACUGGAUGACCUCGAGCGCGUCCUGUCUAUUCUUGUUUGGCGCUUCUACAAGAAGACUGGACAAGAGUACUCCCAUGAUGCAGUCACUCUGGCACAGUCCUUGACAAAGGACAUGAUGGGCACGGAUCCUGCCACCAGCGUGACAGAGUUGAGUCCCUCGGACCGUCUGCUUCUGCACGAACUCAUGGACUCGAUUGCUUCGCUGGGCCCUGCCACUCUCAGCCCGUCUAUUCUGACCCUCUGUCGCAGCCUGGCUACCCUCCAUAUCCGCGACGAGGAAUGGCAGGCCGGCAGUACCUGUGUCUGGUCGGUGUUGAAGCAUGCCUGGCCCGAGGUGCAGGAUCCCGAGUCUGACUCCAAGUUCCCUUCGGAGACGGCACCGCACAUGGCGAACCUUGCCUUGGAUCUGGCUUACUGUCUGUUCCGUCGGUUGAAUGUCCAUGAUGCUACGGUCGUGUAUGGCAAUGCUUUCAAGGCAUCCAUCAUUGCCGACCGUGUCGCUAUUCCAUCAGUGACCGCUGUUGUCAAGACUGUUGUGGAGUUCUAUGAAACCACCUUCCAGUUCACCAAGGCGCUUGCGUUACUGCACCAGGUUAGCGAGUUCUUCGUCUCUCGUCUGGGUGAGUCGGACAAGCACAGCAUCGACAGCUUGUACCAUGAAGGUGAUCUCGCAACUCGCCUGGAAUAUCGCGACCAGGCACAGCAGAGCUACAACAUCAUCUACAAGGCUAGCAUCCGUGGCGGCAAGAUCGGGUCCACCGGAGUCAGAGCUGCCGUGGCUUUGAUCACCUUGUACGAGCAGGACAAGCAGUGGGAUUCUGCCUUGGAGGUGUACCGUCAUCUCUGGCCCACGCUUGUCCGCUUCGAUGAACGCGACGGCUACGACCGUGCUCUUUUGGAAGGUCUCCUUGAAAAGACCUACACCGGCUACAUGGCCAUUCUGGGCUCGACCGCCAUGAAGGCCGGUUACUCGGAGCGAUACCAGGUUGCGACCGAGCAUCUCCGUCUCUGCAAGAAGAUCCACGGUGCUGCGGACGACAUGACCCUGAAGGCAACCUUGGGUCUGGCGGAGAUCUGCGAAGACAGCGAGAGCCACAUCGACGAGGCGAUCCAGCUGUACCAGCACGUUCUCAAGGUCCACGAAUGGGUUCCUGCCUCUCAGGCUUCGCGGUCGCUUCCUGAGAUGUCGCACACCUUGCCGAUCACGGUCAAGCAUAAGUUGGCCCAGCUCUAUCUGCGCAAGAAGCUCACCUCUGCCGAGGCUGGUUCUUUGUACCAGGAGGAGCUGCAGCUGUCCAAGCAGCAGCAGGGUCACUCUUCCACGACCACUUUGCUCUGGUUGAGAGAAGUUGCUUUGAUGUAUGCGAUCAAGGACUCGACCGAGUCACUCAGCAAGGGUGGUGCCAUCCUGCAUAACCACGCGGACGAGGUGAUUCAGAUGACGGAUCACCACCAGACUCUGGUGGACAGAGCGCAUCGUCUGGCGCACAUCUACCUGGAAACUGGAUACAAGGACCAGGGCAACAGUCUCAUUGACGAGAUGCACCAAAAUAUCAUCGCCAAUCCACCGUCGGACAAGGCCCUCGGCGAGCAUCCCCCGGCUGUUUUCGUGGCGGCAUUCGAGGAAGUCUUCCGCGGAAAACAGUCAUACAGCCAGAUCUUGCAGCAGCUGUCGAGUGAAAGCCAGAUGACUGGAUCUUUCGAGAAGAGCCUGUCCAGCCACGAUCUCGUCCCGACACUCGCAGCCGGCGAACAGCUGCACCAAAUCCAGACCGAGCAGAAGCGGACCGCUGCAGCCAAGCAGUCCCGCGACAAGUUGUACGACUACUUCUGCAACUCUCUGUCCAUCUCCCAGCUCAAGCACAAGGAUGUUAUUUUCCAGUUCUUCAACGUCUGCCGCCGGGAAGUGCAGCACGAGGACUACAACAUCAACAUCAUCACGGCCAGCACGGCGAUGGUCAAGGACCUUUGCGAUCGCUCUCGCUUCCAGGAUGCUGCUGACCUGACUGGUGCAUUCCACUCCUUCGUCCAUCUGACGGAUGGCCUGCACAGCUAUGAGAGCAUCUUCACAUCCAUCAAGCUCUGUCUGUAUCUGAACGGAUACCAGACCAUCAAGUGCCCUGACGAGAAGAUCUCGCAGAACAUGGCUUUCGAGUCGAAGCUGUUCUUGCAGGAAAUCAUGACGGCCGCGAAGCAGAUCAACAUUCAGUUCUCUGAGCUGCCUUUCACUGAGUUGAACGAUCUGGUCACUGUUCUGGGUGAGCAUGAAUUAUUUGAUGACCUCGAGUCCAUUCUCACCGACCUCUGGACCUCCCGUAUCGUCCAACGAACCUGGACCCUCAACGUCGUCGUCUGGAUCGGUCGUCGCCUCGUGGAAACCCGCUUCUGCCGCGGCAACACCAGCGAAGCCAUCCACCUCGGCCGCGACAUCUGCUACAACCUGCGCCAGGUCUGGGGUAACUGCGACAACGUGACGCUGGAGAUGAACAAGCUGCUUUCUGGUCUGUACACGGCAUCAGGAAACCACGCGGCGGCCGUUUCUCUCCACGAAUCCGCACUGUAUGAACUUCUCAACGACGGCGACGCGGUGAACAACGACAACGCAAGGGAAACCGCCAGUCAGCAUCUCACUCUGCUCAAGCACGCCCAGACCCGCGCAAACAGACAGGCCACGCCUAGCACCAAGCUCCCUGAUGCGCUGGCCAUUGAGACCAUUACCCGCCAGGCUGCUCUUAAGUUUGGACUCAACCCGGCUGACUUUGCGGAAGAGGCAGAUGGCGAAGUGGGCAUGUGGCAUCGACCCCGCCGGUUCAGUCUGGACGUGCAGGAGGAAGAGAAGCAUGAGAAUCAUCUGCGGAAUUCGAGUGGAGCUGCGAUGUUGAGUGGGAAUGCAGGAGCCAAGAGGAUUUCGAUUGCUGCGCUGUAA
Messenger RNA from Aspergillus wentii DTO 134E9, 6018 nucleotides. Its product is annotated as tetratricopeptide repeat protein. NCBI's taxonomy places the organism in Eukaryota, Fungi, Ascomycota, Eurotiomycetes, Eurotiales, Aspergillaceae. Gene Ontology annotation, molecular function: protein binding. The transcript is spliced from 4 exons. Bases 1 to 6018 code for a protein of 2005 amino acids. The record is from RefSeq and is a predicted model, not a curated record.